UUCCCACCCAUUCUUUCUUCAAAUGAUGACAUUGUCUCUCUACUUCUCUCACUCCCUCUCUACCCUCUUCGAGUCUUCUCUCCUCGCAUCCUUCCGUUUUCGCUGACCUCCGAUCCCGUCUCUUAUCCCUCUUCCUCGUUCCUAUAAAUGCCCCGUUCUCCUCCUUCCUUCUCCAACGCUUCCUUCGCCCUUUAAAACCUCUUCCCAUGUCCCUUUUCCAGGAUUUCUGGUCGUUGCUCCAGCUUGAGCGUCCUUUAGGAAAAUCAGGUCAAUUGUUUUGAAAGGGAUUCUAAAUCUCUGUACUCGUUUUUCUGCCAAAAAAGGAUCGCUGUUCCAGUACUUGUAUGAAACCAUGACCAACUCGCGCUGCGAAGGGAGCGACUUCGAGCUCUGCCGAGACGACUCUGCCGCAUUCGUCCUCAAGUUUGUGGCGAUCGCGUCCAUACUCAUCGCGGGAAUGACAGGAGUAGCCUUACCUCUUUUCGGGAAACAUCGGUGUAAUCUCCGCACAGACGGCAGCCUCUUCGUUGCCGCCAAGGCUUUCGCGGCAGGAGUGAUUCUGGCCACCGGCUUUGUCCACAUGUUACCGGACUCGUCGGAGGCCCUGUCAAAUCCCUGUUUGCCCCAGUAUCCAUGGUCCAAGUUCCCCUUUACCGGUUUCUUCGCCAUGAUCUCAGCCCUCUUAACACUCUUGGUUGAUUUCGUGGGAACCCAAUAUUAUGAACGGAAACAGGGAAUGGCGCGGGACGCCGAAAUCCGAGGAAGGGUCGGGACGUCAGAGUCGGGCAUGGAAUCGGGAAUCGUGCCCGUUGUGGAGGUUAGGGACUUGAGUGGGACAGUGUUUGGGGAAGAGGAAGGCGGCGGAAUGCACAUAGUGGGGAUGCAUGCUCACGCAGCGCACCAUAGGCACAACCACCCACAAGGCCACGACUCUUGUCGUGGUGGCGUUAAGGAACAGUCCCACGUCUCAGGACAGAGCUAUGGCCACUCGCACGAAUUCGGAGACGAUGAGGAUGAAGACGGUGUACGCCAUGUUGUCGUUUCACAGGUGUUGGAGCUUGGGAUUGUAUCACAUUCAGUGAUAAUCGGGCUCUCUCUGGGAGUGUCGCAGAGCCCUUGUACCAUAAGGCCGCUGAUUGCAGCCCUAUCAUUUCAUCAAUUCUUUGAAGGAUUCGCACUUGGAGGCUGUAUCUCCCAAGCUCAAUUUAAGACCUCAUCAGCGACCAUAAUGGCCUGCUUCUUUGCCCUGACAACGCCGUUGGGUAUCGGAAUAGGCACGGCGAUUUCUUCAGGAUAUAACCCAUACAGUUCGGGAGCACUCAUAACCGAAGGCAUAUUGGACGCUUUGUCAGCUGGGAUUUUAGUGUAUAUGGCUUUAGUGGACCUGAUAGCUGCUGAUUUUCUGAGCAAGAGAAUGAGCUGUAACUUUAGGCUGCAGAUAGCUUCAUAUUGCAUGCUUUUUCUCGGGGCUGGAUUGAUGUCUGCGCUUGCAAUCUGGGCUUGAUUCCUUUUCAUUUCUAAGAUUUCAGAGCACAGUAUUUUGCUAUUCUAUAACAGAGAGAGGGAGAUGAAUAACGUGAAGAUUGGAGGGAGACGAGUAUGAGAUAUCCGCAGUAGUCCCCAUCUAAUUUACACAUAGCAAGCGAGGAAAAAGGGGGCCAACACACAGGGUCGUUCGUCGUCAAUGCCUGUCUUCCAACAUGCCCUCUUCCCUCAAAACGUGCAGCAACUAGUUAACAAGAGAAAGGAUGCCAAGGGAUGGGAUGAUGGUCUCUGUUCGUCAAAAGAAUUAGUUUAUUUUUAAUGUCCUUGUUGAUACCCCAUGAUUCUUUAAUGGAAAUUUGAAAUGUGGCAAGGGAAAAUGUUGAGCAAAUGAUAAUUAUGUCUAUCUAAAAAUUAACACUCUAUUUGGGUGGUUGGAGGGGAGGGAUAAAAUUUUCCCUCCCAUCCGUAUUACUAAACAAGGGGAAGGGUAAAAUUUGGUUGGUUUUAUUAUUUUUCUAUGUAAAUUUCAUGUGUACGGUUUUCUUUUUGAAGUAACAUUAUAGCUCAUAAUUUCACUCGAAAAUGAGGGGAAGGCAGUUCCUCCCUUUUCCUUGUCC
Messenger RNA from Prosopis cineraria, 2102 nucleotides. RefSeq names its product zinc transporter 4, chloroplastic-like. The record is from RefSeq and is a predicted model, not a curated record. Gene Ontology annotation, biological process: zinc ion transmembrane transport. The transcript is spliced from 4 exons. Gene Ontology annotation, cellular component: plasma membrane. Bases 353 to 1504 code for a protein of 383 amino acids. Lineage: Eukaryota; Viridiplantae; Streptophyta; Magnoliopsida; Fabales; Fabaceae. Gene Ontology annotation, molecular function: zinc ion transmembrane transporter activity.